UUUGUAGGCAUCGAAAUUUCAAAAAUUGGCUGACUUAUGGAGAAUGGAAUCAACUUCACAAUUUCAAAAUUUUAUGUUGAGUUUGUGAAAUUUCUUUGAAAAGAGCGCUACCGAUUCAAAUUCUGACGGAAUAAGAGAUCGGAUUCAGCUCGUUGUUAUGAGUAUACUAAGAAGCUCAAGCAAAUGUUCAAUCGAAGUUGGGAUUUCAUCAAUCCUGCUUCCGCCGCCGCCUACUUCCGCCCAUUCACCCAGAUUCAGGCGCACAAUCUCGUCAACGUGAAGCUCAAGUGGGUAAAAGACGCCGCGCUUGAUCCCGUAGUUUCCGGCAGCAUUCACCUCAAAGCUACUUGUACCCUAAUUUCUCUCAUAGCCUCCGCCCCCAAUCUCUCCCUCCCCAUCCACCGCCCUCAAAGAUUCAUUGACUCAACGGUUCAGAUUGAACAUGAGGAUAUGGCUGUGAUGGGACUCAUCAAAUCCAAUGAAUGGGUUGUGAUGUUGGAUGAGCGUGGGCGUGAUGUGAGUUCAGAGCAAAUGGCGUCUCUAAUUGCAGAUGCUGGAAAUACAGGAGCUUCAAGCAUACUGUUUUGCAUUGGUGGGCCGUACGGGCAUGGAAGGCAACUGAGAGAGAGAGCUGAUGUAUCAAUCCGGUUGUCAUCUUUGGUCUUAAAUCAUGAAAUUGCACUGGUUGUAUUGGCUGAGCAGCUCUACAGGGCUUGGACUAUUCUCAAAGGCCAGAAGUACCAUCAUUAGAUACUAGUUCUUCUUUGCUCUGUCAAGCAUUUGGAUUUCGAAAUCAUACUGUUGUUAAAUUGGUCUUUUAAACCAUUGAAGAUAAUAGAAUUUACACUAUAAAGUCUCGCAGCUUCUGAUAGUAGUGCUUCUCGUGAAUGUUGGAUGGCUCUGCUGCAGUUACUAGAUGGUUGCAGUUACGGAAUGGAGGUUCGAGCUUAUUUUCGUUGCAAGGUUAGCUGAUGUAAAGCAGGGGAGAUCUGUGUGAUAUGGUCUGUCCCUAAUCCUACAGCUGAAGGAUAUAGAGACGAGAACCUUGACAUCAUUAAGGUGAUAUUCUAUGGUUUAUUUGUGUUAGAACCUCUGCAAUUUUAUUGUACAUUUAUCGAAUUUGGUUUUAAUUUUUGAUAUAUGGAGUACAUUUUCUUUUGAGUUGUAA
This is a messenger RNA of Salvia splendens (bonfire salvia), 1168 nucleotides long. RefSeq names its product putative RNA methyltransferase At5g10620. The record is from RefSeq and is a predicted model, not a curated record. The transcript has 5 exons. Bases 184 to 750 code for a protein of 188 amino acids. Lineage: Eukaryota; Viridiplantae; Streptophyta; Magnoliopsida; Lamiales; Lamiaceae. Gene Ontology annotation, biological process: rRNA processing. Gene Ontology annotation, molecular function: methyltransferase activity.